Messenger RNA from Medicago truncatula (barrel medic), 597 nucleotides. RefSeq names its product photosystem II 5 kDa protein, chloroplastic. Bases 74 to 400 code for a protein of 108 amino acids. The transcript has a single exon. NCBI's taxonomy places the organism in Eukaryota, Viridiplantae, Streptophyta, Magnoliopsida, Fabales, Fabaceae. The record is from RefSeq and is a predicted model, not a curated record.
ACUAAACUACUACCUGCAAACAUAAGAACUAGUUUUCAUAAUUCAAUCAAGAUCACAACAUUACACAGCAGCAAUGGCAUCAAUCACCAUGACAGCAGCAUUCUUCGGCGGCAGCUCAGCCAUCGCGAACCGGUCUCCGGUGGCAACUCAGAGGAAACUGGUGGUGGCCAAUGCUGCCAAAGCAGUUGAAGGAGGAAAAAUGAAGGUGAAUUAUGACAAUGAAAAAGAAGAGACCAAUGGAAGGAGGAACAUCAUGUUUGCUGCUGCUGCAGCAGCUGUUUGUUCUGUUGCUGGAAUGGCUUUGGCUGCUGAUGAGCCAAAACGUGGUUCCCCUGAAGCUAAGAAAGCCUAUGCUCCUGUUUGUGUUACCAUGCCAACAGCUAGAAUUUGUCGCUACUAAGAGUGUUUUAGUCUUGUUUUUAAUUCUAUUGUAAUGAAAACAACAAUGGGGAUGUAAUGUUUUGGUUUCAUAUUUUGAUCCUUUCUUACUCUCUGUACUAAGUUGUUCAUGAAACUAUCAAUUUGCCUUGUCUAUGUUAUUGUUUGUUUGAUGUACAACCAAUUUUUUGGUUAUUCUAUGUUUGGAUUGACGGCAAA